AUGACACUACUACCAGUCAUCAGAUUGCUCUAUAAGAACGCGUUCGCCCACCUGAUCCGCGACCACCCAGAUCUCAGGUCUUGCAUCGUCGUAUUCAACGCAGACCUGUAUCACGUUCUGUUCUUGUCAUGGUGUAUGAAUGGCACCACCUCCAAGAAGGCCAUCGUAACUUUAAUGCUUGUCGACAUCCUUGAAGCUGUGGUCGUGCUCCUCGAGGUCGACGACGUUCUAGCUCGCAUCACUUCCGAAGCGGCAAGCAUUUCGUUGCCAAAAGGGCUUUUGGGAUAUUUGGGUUCCCGCAACAGCCUCUCGCAAGGCACGUAG
Molecule: messenger RNA, 324 nt
Organism: Phytophthora sojae
Lineage: Eukaryota; Oomycota; Peronosporomycetes; Peronosporales; Peronosporaceae
Exons: 1
Coding region: 1-324 (107 amino acids)
Source: RefSeq, a predicted model, not a curated record